Messenger RNA from Aplysia californica (California sea hare), 2745 nucleotides. RefSeq names its product WD repeat-containing protein 75. Gene Ontology annotation, molecular function: RNA binding; protein binding. The transcript is spliced from 18 exons. Lineage: Eukaryota; Metazoa; Mollusca; Gastropoda; Aplysiida; Aplysiidae. The record is from RefSeq and is a predicted model, not a curated record. Gene Ontology annotation, biological process: positive regulation of transcription by RNA polymerase I; positive regulation of rRNA processing. Gene Ontology annotation, cellular component: nucleolus. The coding region runs from base 230 to 2647 and encodes 805 amino acids.
AAUGGGAAUAUUUUGUCCAAUAAGAAACAGGAUGAGUGCGUGUGGCGUGGGGGUUUCUAGUUUUUGUGUGUUUUUUUGGUAGGCCUACUCCUACUACAACAACACCGACACGAGGUUCCGAGGUUUCACUUUAGAAGGUCUAUUCAUGACUGUACUGUAGGCCCUAACCUUUAUUUUCCGUAAGACAGUUAUGUAAUUAUUCCGAAACAUUAGAUAUCUGGGAACCAACAUGGAUCUUGUGCCGUGCCUCCAGGCUGGCUCGCGAUUUGGAAAGCUUUGCUUCUCUCAUGACUCGCGCUACUUGUUUUGCUGUUGUGGCUCUGUUGUCAAGGUGUUUAACACAACAAAUGGAGAAUGUGUUCAUGAUUUGACUGCCCACAGUAAAGCCGUGACAGGAGUUUUUCUGAAUCCAAGCAAUGUCUUGCAGAUUGUUACAUGUGGUCAGGAUGGAUGCUUAAUUUUCUGGGACUAUCUGGAUGGAGUCAAGCUCAAAGAGCAUGAUCUUCACAUGCCAUUGUAUGGCAUUGUCUCCGUGAAUGCUGACACAAAGUCCAUGAUGAUUAUUGCUGAAACCUCAGCUCACAAAAAGACUUACUGCCUGAUGCAGUGGAAGAGGAGCAAAACAAACCCAAAUGAGUUCUCCAAACCUAAAAUGCUGAUAGAAAAUUGUGCAGGGGACUAUGGCCUGAUAUCAUUUGGAUGCUCAAGAGAGUUUGUGGCAUCAGCAUCUGGACAUAUGUUGACUAUCUAUUCAAUGAAGAAGGAGUCUAAGAGAAUAACCCCCAACGGGACGCUGUCCCCGGACCCUGCUGGGCCCCAGACCCCCAUCAGGGUUUUCCUUACCUUUCAGCUUCAGCUGGUGGAAGCACUGGAGAAAGAAAAGUCACCGAUAAAAACUCCUUACUACUUUUUCUCUGGCAUUGUAGGUUCAAAUCUUCUAAGCGGAGGCCACGAGUGUGUGUUGGUCAAGUGGCAAAUGUCAAACACAAAUCUGAAGGACUUCAAGCCUCGGAUGGGAGCACCCCUCACCAAAAUACUUUGUUCUCCAGACGGAACAUUCUAUGCCACAGAACACUCUGAUAAUGCGGUACAACUGUCGAACAUCAGCAUGAAGGUUCUCCAAGUGUACCGCGGCCUGACACGGGGGAACAUGGGUCUCUCCUCGGACAAAAACCCAAUUCCUUGUGGACUGAAGUUUGACCAUAGGUCCCAAGCAUUGGUCACUAAUGGUCUUCCAGGUCACCUGCAGUUUUACUCUCUGGCUCUCAACAGGCAGCUUUUCAAUCUGGACAUUGUGGGUCAGAAUUACAUAUCUCCUGAGAAUAUUGAGAGACCCAAGGUGGUCACAGAAGUGAUAGCAGCGGCUGUCAGUGGGUCCGGUGAAUGGCUGGCCACUUUUGAGUCAUGGGACGAUGGACUUUUCACCCCGGAGCUGAGACUCAAGUUCUGGUCUUGGAGCACAGAGGCACAGACGUACUCUCUGAACACUACAGUGGAGGGUCCUCAUGAUGGCAAAGUGAAGAGGAUGAUUUUCCGCCCUCAGUCUGAGCUCAACCUGUCUCUAGUCACAAUUGGCUCGGACUGCUGCUUCAAACUAUGGACAUUGGUGGAUGACACAGAUAUUUACAGAAGCAAUGUGAGGUGGGACUGUGAGUCUGUCGGUUUUUACCGUGGCAUGGAAGUGUCUUGUGCAGAUUUCUCUCAGGAUGCCACUGCACUUGCUGUGGGGUUUGAACACCUGGUCACCCUGUGGGAUCCCGACAACAACAUCGUGCAGGCAACCGUCUCAAACUCUCUUCCAGAGAGAGAACCAAUCAGUCACAUUCUGUUUGGUAACAAGCAAUGUUCCCAUCUCCUGGUUGUUGCUACGACAAAAACUUUACUUGUCUGGGAUCUGCUGACUCUUACUGUGCAAUGGAAACUGCCAUCUGCUAACAUCACUUCGCUUUUCCGCGACCCAGCAUCUGAUCUGAUGGCAUUUGUUUCAGCCGGUGCAUCAUUGAACGUUUUCAGCCCCCGCAACUCUACAAUGAUUUACCAACAUGAGAAUGUGAGCAGAAGUUGUGUUCUUGAUGCUCUAUUCAUCCCUGAUGGACGUCACAGAGGGAUUGCAGGCGUCGGUUGGCCUGGGACUUCUCAGAUCUACAUUUUCAAUGCAGAUGAGGAACUACUCACUCUUGAUUACCCAAAGCAGCAGAAGAGCAGCGAAACACAGGUGAAAAUCUCUCAGAAUCUGCCUCAGUCUGCUGUGAGUGCCUUCCUGGCGGAGAAGAUGGUGAGAGAAACAGGCGACAGUCGGGACAAGAUUCCACUCAGCAGUCGCAACCAAGUGGAUGAUUCUUUCAUAUCAGUGCUGCUGCAUUCAAAUGAGCCGGUGUCUUUGCAUUGUGACCAAUAUUUGAAAAAUCUGUUGGUGAAAAGCUCAGCGAUGUCUUCAAGUACUAUAGAUACUGGUGAUGAUGACAUUGAUGAAGAUGACAGAGACGAUUCCUCUGAAUCGGAGAUGGAAACCGAUGAAAAAGGAAGUGCUCUUCCUGCCUUGGACACUACAGAUGGUGAUCAGAUUCAGGAAGAGGAGGACAUGAACAAGUUGCUUUCUCCGUCUUUAGAUUGGAUACAGUGGUGUGCAAAGUUAAAACUUAAGUGAUGUAAAGUAUUUUAUUCCUUUUUAUAGUCGUCACUGCCUGGAUACUUGUUGUGGGUGGAAUGUUUUGACUACAUGAAAUAAAUGAUUAAGUCAGAUAA